AUGGCAGACCCAAGCCCAUUGCUUCCAGUUUCCCAUUCUUUAGAACCCAACUACAGUCCCAUCCCAGAGGGGACCAGCUCCAGCGGAUGUCCGGCAACCCAUCUCCGACGAUCCUGGAAAGUACUCCUCGUGGUCUGUUCUGGGUUGUUUCUUGUUUCUUUAAUUUUAGCUAUAAUUAAUAAUAACAAUGGAGUUCAAUUACAACGUUUCCAAUCUUCACAAGAAGAUAGAAAUGUAUCUUUGGCAACGUCCAACGAAACGGCGAAACCGGAAACUCUGAUGCCCGCAGGAUCACGGGGGGUGUCGGCCGGUGUGUCAGAGAAGGCAAAUGUGAAUUUGAAGGGAGCUCAAGUGAAAGAUUAUCCGUGGAACAAUAGCAUGUUAUCAUGGCAGAGAUCUGCUUUCCAUUUUCAACCUGAAAAGAAUUGGAUGAAUGGUCCUUUGUAUUACAAGGGCUGGUACCACUUCUUCUACCAAUACAAUCCAAAUGCCGCAGUGUGGGGUGACAUAGUUUGGGGCCAUGCUGUAUCAAAAGACUUAAUCCAUUGGCUCCACCUCCCAUUGGCAAUGGCUGCCGAUGAAUGGUACGACAAGAACGGUGUCUGGACUGGCUCUGCCACAAUCCUCCCUGAUGGUAAAAUUGUAAUGCUGUACACUGGAUCCACUAAAGAGUUUGUUCAGGUACAAAAUCUUGCAUAUCCAGCUGACGACAAUGAUCCUCUCCUCCUUAACUGGGUCAAAUACUCUGGCAAUCCAGUUUUAGUCCCACCACCAGGCAUUGGUCCCAAGGACUUCCGUGACCCAACAACAGCUUGGAAAACUUCCGAAGGGAAGUGGCGCAUUAUAAUAGGAUCCAAAAUUAAUAAAACUGGCAUAGCUUUAGUCUAUGAUACUGAAGACUUCAUAAAUUAUGAGCUGUUGAGUGGGGUACUUCAUGCUGUCCCUAGAACUGGCAUGUGGGAGUGUGUGGACUUUUACCCUGUGUCAACAACAGGUCUAACUGGAUUGGAUACAUCGAUUGAUGGUCCUCAUGUGAAGCAUGUGGUCAAGACAAGCCUUGAUGAUGAUAGGCAUGAUUACUAUGCAAUUGGGACUUAUGAUGACAAGGCUGGAAAGUGGUAUCCAGAUAAUCCAGAGAUUGAUGUUGGUAUUGGUAUUAGGUACGAUUAUGGCAUAUUCUAUGCCUCCAAGACAUUCUAUGAUCAGAAUAAAGGAAGAAGAGUGUUGUGGGGCUGGAUUGGAGAGUCUGAUAGUGAAGUUGCCGAUGUAAAGAAAGGAUGGGCAUCGCUUCAGGGCAUUCCAAGGACAGUUUCGUUAGAUACAAAGACUGGUAGCAAUCUGCUUCAAUGGCCAGUCGAAGAGGUAGAGAGUUUGAGAUUAAGGGGCAAGGAAUUCAACAACGUAAAGGUUAACUCAGGGUCAGUUGUGCCGCUUGAACUCGACGGAGCCACACAACUAGACAUCGUUGCCGAGUUUGAGUUAGACAGGAAGGCUUUAGAGAGCACAGCUGAAUCCAAUUUGGAGUUCAGCUGCAGCACCAAUGGUGGGGCUAAUCACCGCGGUGCAUUAGGACCGUUUGGUCUUCUGGUUCUUGCAGAUGACAGUCUCACCGAGUCUACUCCCGUAUACUUUUUUGUUGCCAAAGGAAAUAAUGGAACACUCAAAACUUUCUUCUGCACUGACCAAUCAAGGUCUUCUGUGGCAAAUGAUGUUAGGAAAGAAAUUUAUGGAAGCUAUGUUCCUGUAUUAGAGGGUGAAAAGUUAUCAGUUAGGAUAUUGGUGGAUCAUUCAAUAAUCGAAAGUUUUGCACAAGGUGGUAGGACAUGCAUAACAUCCCGGGUUUAUCCGACAAGGGCAAUCUAUGGUGCUGCUAGGCUGUUUUUGUUCAACAAUGCUACCGAGGCCACUGUCACUUCCUCACUCAAGAUCUGGAAUAUGAAUUCUGCGUUCAUACGCCCAUAUUCUAAUCAACAACACUAG
This is a messenger RNA of Dovyalis caffra, 1980 nucleotides long. NCBI's taxonomy places the organism in Eukaryota, Viridiplantae, Streptophyta, Magnoliopsida, Malpighiales, Salicaceae. The record is from the annotation of a GenBank genome assembly.